Messenger RNA from Drosophila navojoa, 8822 nucleotides. RefSeq names its product zinc finger protein schnurri (gene shn). Lineage: Eukaryota; Metazoa; Arthropoda; Insecta; Diptera; Drosophilidae. Gene Ontology annotation, cellular component: nucleus. Gene Ontology annotation, molecular function: zinc ion binding; DNA-binding transcription factor activity, RNA polymerase II-specific; RNA polymerase II cis-regulatory region sequence-specific DNA binding. Gene Ontology annotation, biological process: regulation of transcription by RNA polymerase II. The record is from RefSeq and is a predicted model, not a curated record.
AGCAUUUUAUACAGUUAUAUAUAAGUAUAUAAAAAGAGAGAGAUAGAGAGCGAAAUGAAAUGGAAAUUCUAUUAAAGGAAAAAUGUUGCCUUUGACUGCGGAUUGCGGGCAGCCAAAAGCCAAGCGAGCAACAGCCACGUCAUCAUAGCUCACACACACACACACACACAUAGACAGAGAGACAGACAGACAUACAUGGCACUAUUACACUAGCACACAAAUAUAUAUACAGUUAUAUAUACAUACAUAUAUAUAAAGACAAACGGAAUCAGGCCACAAAAGCGAGCAAGUCGAGCGCUUUGCUUUGCCUCGCGCUGAGACGUCCUGGCCUGGCUAAGGGACCCGAAGGACAACAGAAGCGUGGCAAGGACACACACACCCACACCACACCAGUGGGCGUAGCAGGCGUGACUAUCUAGCAUAUAUAUAUAUAUAUAUGUAUACACACAUAUAUAUAUUGCACAUCAAUCAAGUCGCAGAGUCCGAGGCAACUCACACGAUGUCGACGCAUAACUAGAGCCUUGUAAACAAACAGGCAAACGGAAGCAACAUAAAGGAUACACUCAGGACACUGGACACUGGACACUUGUCAUACACACACACACACACAUACGCACAGACAGUGGAUAGACAAUGGCGCGACGCAAGGGCAGCGGACGUGGCAAAUCCACUGUUAAUUCGCGUAAAAAUGCUUUGGAGUCAACGCGCGAGAAAUUGAAAGAUGAGCCAACGGCAGCAAACACAUCGCAGGCGAGCAAAUUCGAUGAGACUAUGGAAAGUGCAGCAACAACAACGGCAACAGCAACAAACACAGCGAAACAACAUUACAAAACAGCAAACAAACAAUACAAAACUAACAACAACAACAGCAACAGCAUUAAUAAUAGCAACAACAACAAAGUGAGCAACACGCGACGUGCAACAGCAGCAGCAGCAGCAGCAGCCGCCGCCGCAGCACAGGCAACAACAACCACAACAACAUCAGCAGGAACGGCAACAACUAAGAAGCAAACAUAUCGCAGCAGCAAUUCAACUGCUGCAACAACAGCAACAACAACACUGAAAACAAACAGCAAAGUCAAGGCAACAACAGCAACAAGUGAAGCAAACGAAGCAACUGAAGCAACCGAAGCAACAGCAAUUGACAACAACAAAAGCAAACGAGAUAAUUUAAGCGAAUUGCCAGCUAAAAUUGCUGACAGCAACAGCAGCAGCAGCAACACAAGUAACAACAACAACAACAACAACAGUGAUAAUAGUAUUAGUGAAAAUAAUUAUGAGUUUAAGGCUAGAGAUAAAGCGAACGUAAGUGAUAGCAAAAUGACGCUACAGCACAGCAGCAACACCAGCAGCACCAACACCACCACCACCACAAACAACAACAACAACAACAUUAGUAUCAGCAGCAGUGGCAGCAACAGCAACACAAGCAACAAUGAUGCCGCCGCAGCAACAGCAACAGCAAUUGCUGACUGGAAAAGCAGCUCGAACAAUUUGCGCUAUUUGCACAAGAAGUUCAAACGUUUGGCCAGCACCACAGAAACGGAGGCACCAGACGAGCCAACACUGCGCACCACGUCGCUGUCGUCGAACAGCUCAGUGUCGCCGCCAACGCAAUUGCCGCUGGUCAAUGGGCACGAGCACAGCAACAGCAACAGUGGCAGCAACUGCAACAGCAACAGCCAUGAGACCGAGAGCUAUAGCAAAAAUGCUGCUGUUGCUGUUGCUGGCGUGCCACGCACGCGUACGCCUUUGAGCAACAGCAGCAACAUCAACAUCAACAUUAGCAGCAGCAGCAGCAGCAGCAGCAACUAUGCCAGCAAUGCAACAUUGUCGCCAGCAACAUUUGCACAGCAUCAGCAGCAGACGCAGCCAACGACAACAGCAGCAACAGUCCCACCAGCAGCAACAGCCAAGCCAGCAGCAACUGGCCUUAGUCGCUACAUCUGCCCCUAUUGCAAUCUGAUUUGUGCCAAGCCCUCGGUCCUGCAGAAGCACAUCCGUGCCCACACGAACGAACGGCCCUACCCCUGCGAGACAUGCGGCAUCGCCUUCAAGACGAAAAGCAACUUCUACAAGCAUUGCCGCUCCCGCUCGCACGCGGCGCGCAUGCGCGGCCUGGACGUGCCGGCCCACGAGGCGGAUGGACUGUCCGACCAGGAUGGCGACGGAGAUCUCAGCAACAGCAGCUCGGAGCUGUUGAGUGUGGAAAUUCUAAGUAGCGCCGAUUCGCCAUAUGAUGAGCAGUCGAUGGCCUCGCCGACGCCCUCGCCCUCUACGCUGUCGGCGGCGAAGAGCGCGUACCUGCAACAGCCCCCACUGCCGCAGCACAUGCAACAGUUGCCGCUGGGCUCGCCAGCUGCUGGCACCUUGCCGCCGGCAACAGUCGAGAAUUUGCACUCGGCGACAGCGCAGCAUCGACAGUCGAUAGACUACAAGCCAUACAAGCCAAAAUUUCACAAUGCAGCGCUCUAUGCGCCAGGCAGCAGCAAGGAGCAACAGCAGCAGCAACAACAGCAGCAACAACAGCAACAGCAACAGCAGCAACAACAGCCACAACAAUUGCUGCCACAGCAACAGCAACAGAAGCUGCCGCAACCUCUGCUCGUGCAUCCCACGCUCUCGCCCAGCACGCAGCUGAAGCUGAAUCUUCACAUCAACUCGCAUCAGCAGCAGCUGCAGCUGCAACAGCAUCAGCAGCUCCAGCAGCAGCAGCAACAGUUGCAGCAGCAGUCAUUGCUGCUGGCAGCAGCUGCUGCUGCGGGCAAUGCUGUCGCUCUGCCGCCACCUCCACUGCCCACUUACUACUUGGGGCAGGCGCCAUAUUACAACCCCACGGCCGCAAUGCAUCAGCAUGCGUUGGCGCUGCAGCAGUUGCAGUAUCAGCAACAUUAUCAGUUGCAACAGCAGCAGCAGCAACAUCUACAGCAGCAGCAACAGCAACACUCGCCACUGCUCAAGGCGCCAGCACAGCCGCAACAGCAACAGUUGCUGCCACAGCAACAACAGCAGCAGCCGCAGCAACAGUUGCUGCCUCAGCCACAGCAGCAGCAGCAGCAGCUGCCUCGCUCUAAUAGUCAACAGGCGACAGCAACAGCAGCAGCACCUGCCACGCCCACACCUGUAGGCAAUUUGAGCAGCUUUGCCAGUGGCAUGCAAGUGAAUGUGGAAAAGGUGCAGGAACACAUUUCGAAAUUGAUCUCACAGAACGAAGCCAUUGUGGAGAAUAAGGAAAUAUUGCUGCAGAAGAAAUAUCCCAAGCAACUGAAUCGUUCGCGCAGCUUCAACAAUGCCAACAACAACAGUAGCAGCAACAACAGUAGCAGUAACAACAGCAGCAGCAACAACAACAGCAGCAGCCAGCAGUUGGGCGAUGCAAAAGUAAAUCUAGCACAGAGCAUAGUACAAAAGCAACAGCAGCAACAGCAACAACAGGUGCAAUUGCAGCAGCAACAACUACAACAACAACAACAACAACAACAGCAACUCAUUCAACAAUAUCGAGUCAUUGAGCCAGUAAAUGGACUGCUCAAACGCAACAACAACAGCAGCAGCAGCAGUGGCAACAGCAACAAUGCUUAUGCUAACCUAAAAGCGACGCCUCCUCCUGCUGCCUUAAAUGUCAAAUUGCCACCGCCGCCGCCAGCAACAAUGCUGCAAUUGCUGCAUUAUCGCCAGGAUCCAGCAAUGCCUUUAAACAAGCUCGAGCAGCAGCAGCAGCAACAAGCGACGCCCGCACAGCAGCCUUUGAAUCUGUCCGCCAAACCAAAGCCAGCAAAGGCAGCGACAACAGUAGCAUCACCAGCAACAGUAGCAGCAGCAGCAGCACCAACAGCAGUAGCAACAGCAGCAGCCGCACCAGCAACAGCAGCAACGCCAACAGUUGCUGCUAAGCCAGCAGCAGUUGCGACUGCCGCUGCGAACAAUUCGAUUAUCAAGAAUUUGUUGCUUAACGCGCGCGGACUAGCCGUGCCCAUUGGCGAGGGCGACGACGCCGUCUACUCCUGCCCCAUCUGCGCCAACGAGUUCCGCAGCGCCGACGAGCUGAAGCAGCACAACAGCACCUACUGCCAGGACGCCAGCAGCAGUGCGCCCAUCAGCCCCGCCUCCUCGCCCAGCAGCAAGUACUUUCGCUCCAACUCGAUCUCCUUCAGUCUGCCGGAGCUCAAGUCGCACAUGGCCAACUCGAAGAAUCCGCUGUCCUUGGCCAAGCUGGCCUGGUCGCAGCUCAAGACGAAGCCGAGCAGCCUGGUGCUGAGUCGGCUGAGUGCGGCGCAGUCGCCGGCGCGGACCACAACUGUUGCAGGCAGCAGUGCUAGCAGCAGCAAUCCCACAGCAACAGUCGCUAGCACAACUGUUGCCGUUAGCAUCGACGCCAACAAUGUUGCUCUGCGCUUCGUGGACGCUCCCUUGCCCUCGCCCGGCCCGCUCCUGGGCAAAACCCCGCUCGUUGACUACGCCGCGCCCCGCAAGGCCGCCGACGCCCAAGUCGUGAUCACCAAAAUGCACGAGGAUCGGCUCGAGAACAUCAUCAGCGAGAGCUCGGCGAAGCGGCCGAAGCUGAGCAACGACAGCGCCUUUGCCCUGCCGCCGGCAACAGCAACAGCAACAGCAACGGGCGUGCAACAGCAACAGUUGAUGUUCGGCAACAGCCAGGAGCUGACUGGAUUCAACACGGGCAAGGAGGAGCGUUUGAGACGCUUCACCUCGUCGGGCGGCUCGAUGAUCCCCAUCUCCGAGUGCCCCGAGCUGGACAAGAGCCCCAAGAUGAUCCGCACUCCGCUGCUGUCGGGCGGCAGCUUUCAGGAAAUGUCGCCCCGGUUGAGUGAGCCCAAGCCGAAGCCCGCAUUUCUGCUCAAUGCCAGCAACAACAACAACAACAACAUCAGCAGCAGCAACAGCAGCAGCAACAACAACUCACAGCAUUUCCAGUUCCCGCCCAUCAACUCGAUAACCGCCUUCAAUCCGCUCACGCUGCCCGCGAUGAGCGAGUCGAGCGGCAAAGCGAUUCCCUACGUGCCGGGCAUUCCGGGCCCGAGCAGCCUCACAUUGCUGCCAGCACCGCCGCAACAGUUGCUGCUGCAGCGUCCGCCUGCCAUCGAUGCGCCGCCCUUCAAGAAGUCGCUGUCGCCCUUCGGGGGCGUCCAGAAUCUGCCCAGCGAGUUCAGCCGACAGCCGCCGACGCCCGCGCAGCGCAAUGCGCUGCAGUGGCAGAGCAACAGCAGCAACAGCGGCAGCAAGCUGGCAGCAACUGUUGCUGCUGCUGGCGACGGUCUCAGUGUGCAAAAGUUCAAUUUCCUGCGCAUGGCUGACAAUGUGAAGGAGCAGCAGCCGCAGCAGGAGGUGCGACACUUUAUAUUCGAUCCGCUGCACGUGGAAACACCGGAAAACGAAGCCGCAGCAGCAACAUCAGCUGUGGCAGCAACAACAUCAGCUGGAGCAGCAACAACUGUUGCCAGUAAGACGAAAUUCCUGCGUCCCACGAGUCUCCCGCUGAAGCCGGGCACGUUCACGCCCAAGCGCCAUCACGGGAUCACCCCGACUGCAAAUACCCUGCCGCUGAUCUCGCCCGAGACGCCGCGCCCGUCCAAGUCCUGCGUGCAGCUCUACCUGAACGGCCACGCCUACACCUACCUGGGCCUCAAGUGCAGCACCAAGAUGUUCUACUGCACAGUGAACUGCCCGCAGCCCUCGUACGUGGCCGGCAUGCACAAGCUGUCGAUGUACAGCGUCUGGCAGGUGUGCGAGGAGAACCAGCCGCAUCCACUGGGCCUCAAGCCGAAGCAGGUGAUGUCGCUCUACGACUCCAGGCAGAAGAUGUUCGGCGCGGGCUUCACUGUGGUCCAGGCGGGCGGCAAUGCGCACAGCUACGCGCUCGUCGGCUCCCAGCAGACGAUCAGCAGCUGCUCCACCGUGAACAACGCCCAGAGCAAGUUCUACCAGCACCAGGCGAAGCAGGCGCCAGCCAUCGGGGCGCUCAGCGAGGCGAAUGUGGCGGCCAAGGCGAGCGAGGAGGCAGCCAAGAAGCUGGAGCCCGGCCAGCUGCUAGUGGGCGGCUAUGAGUCGAACGAGGACUACACCUACAUACGCGGACGUGGGCGUGGCCGCUACGUCUGCUCCGAGUGCGGCAUUCGCUGCAAGAAGCCCUCCAUGCUGAAGAAGCACAUUCGCACGCACACGGACGUGCGUCCGUUCACCUGCAGCCACUGCAGCUUCAGCUUCAAGACCAAGGGCAAUCUGACCAAGCACAUGCAAUCGAAAACGCAUUUCAAGAAGUGCAUUGAACUGGGCAUCAAUCCAGGCCCAAUGCCAGCGGAUGGUGAAUUCCUCGACGUGGACGUCGAGUUCGAUCAGCAAUCCUCGACCUCGGCUGGCGGACGCACUUCCUCCAUGGCCGGCGACUCUGCAGAUUCGGAUGAUUAUAGCGACAACGAAUCGGAGAGCAGUGACACAGAUGAAUCCAAGUCCCGCCUGAAGGAGCAUGAGGCUGCGCGUGGCCUGCUCUCGCUCUCGAUGACGCCGCCCAUACCGCAGAGUGUCUCGCCCUAUCCCGCGCAGCUGGAGACCAGCAUGUCCGCAGCGAGUCCAGCGAACAGCAUUGGCUCGGCGGGCGGUGCUUCCACACAGCCCAAGCGGCAGGUGUGCUCCUUUACGUCGCCCAAGCCGCCGUUCGACUACCAGAAGCAGGAGCAAUACUACUCCAAUCCCGAGGAGUCGAAGCCCAAGCGCCAAGUGCCCACGGAUGAGAGCAGUGCGCCAAUGGACUUGACUAAGCCGAGGCCAAUCACCUCAGCAGUGGCAGGAGCAGCAGCAGCAACGGCAGCAACAUCAUCAGCAGCAGCUGCAGCGGCAACAGUUGCUGCCAUGGAGCUGCCCAAGUCGCAGGCACAGCAGAUGCGCGACGUCAUCUUCGGCGCGGGCAACAACGAGUGCGGCUUCAUGAAGACCCUGAUCUCGGUGUCGGACAAGGUGCGCAUCUCGGCCGAGAUGGAGGAGCAGGCGAAGCGCGAGAGCGAGGGCGAGGAUGUGCUGCUGCACACGUACAUCAAGGAGCAGGCGCUGCACAACGCCAAGCGAAAGCAGAGUUUGUACAACAGCAGCAGCUACCUGAUGACCACCACCACCAGCAGCAGCAGCAGCAACAACAGCACGAUUACCAGCAGCAGCAGCAUGCCCAUUGUGAGCAGCAUCCAGCAGAAGGUUGGCUUGAUAUAUCACGAGCUGCCCAGCAUCGAGGUGCAUGAGCCAGAGGCAACGGAGCAGGGAGAGCUUGAGAAGGAGCAGGAGCAAAUGGAGCAGCAGCAGCAGCAGCAAGUGAAAACAAUUGCUGUGAGCAGCCAGGACAAGCAAUCCGAAGAGCGACAGCAGCAGGCAACAGCAACUGUCCCAGCUCCAGCUCCUGUUCCUGCGCCUGCUCCUGCUGCAGCCACGCACAAUGCCAACUUGCCAGCUGCAGUGCAGCAGCCAGACGCCAUCGACUUCAAGGGCGUGCUGAGCAACAGCAACAACACGAAGCCGAUUGUGACAACAGCGACAGCAACUGUUGCCGCCGCCUCAGCAACAGCAACAGCUAUAGUCAAGGUGUUGGCCACUGAGGAGGGCUACAACAAGUCGAGCAGCGAGCCGGCAGCAGCAACAGUUGCUGCCACAGCAACAACUGCAGCCACUCCGACAACAACAACAGCCAGCGGCAGCGGCAGCGGCAGCUACGCCGGGCGAGUGGUGCCAGCGCCGCCGCCGCCGAUUGCCAGCGAUGCACGCCCCACGUGCCUGCUCUGCAGCAAGACGUUCCAGCGGCAGCAUCAGCUGACGCUGCACAUGAACAUCCACUACAUGGAGCGCAAGUUCAAGUGCGAGCCGUGCAGCAUCUCGUUCCGCACCCAGGGCCAUCUGCAGAAGCACGAGCGCUCCGAGGCGCACCGCAACAAGGUGAUGAUGACGUCCACCUUCGGCGUGCCGACCACAUCGAAUCCGCGCCCAUUCGAGUGCACGGACUGCAAGAUUGCCUUUCGCAUACACGGCCACCUGGCCAAGCACCUGCGCUCGAAGACGCACGUCCAGAAGCUGGAGUGCCUGCAGAAGCUGCCCUUCGGCACGUACGCGGAGAUCGAGCGGGCGGGCAUCAGCCUGACGGAGAUCGAUACGAGCGACUGCGAGAACUCUCUGAUCUCGCUCAAGCUGCUGGCCCAGAAGCUGCUCGAGAAGGACCCGAACAAGCUGAGUGGCUACACGACGCCGUCGGGCAUGCUGCAGCUAGUGGGUGGCGGCGGCAGCGACGUGCCAGCUGCCAGCCAGGACAGCGCCUCGGAGGACGGCUUCAGCGCGGCGAACAGCGCCGCGGCCUCGGCCAUCGCCUCGCUGGACAACGACAGCGCCGGCAACACGCCGAAGCGCGCCAGCUCCAUGUCCGAGGACGAGACGAAUGGCCUGACCAACGGGCUGAGCCUGAAGCGGCGCCUGCCCGCCAGCAGCUUCAGCAGCAGCAACGGCGACGAGAGCGACAAUCCGCUGGAGACGAGCGAGAAGCGCGCGAGAAGCAACACGAAUGAGUUGACUCUGCCCAUUGUCGGCAGCAACUGACAAUAUAUGUAUAUGCUGCAGCAUACCUGAGUGUGGCCCUACGCCUGGCCGGCGCCACCGGGCCCCAAGCCCCAUCUAAUGCCCAACGCCACUCUCACGCCCACUCCCGCCCCCAUUCCCAAUGCCAAUCCCAAUCCGAUACCAAUUCAAGUCCAAUCAGCGAGCCACAGUGGCUGCGGCAAUGACCAAAACAUCAACGAGCGCAUAUCAAAUGUCUAAGCAUAUCGCAUUUGGGCACACAA